UUUCAGUGUGUAGUGCUUAUAAUUACAUUAAUUUGUGUUAUAGUGAAUAUAGGAUUGCAGUGUUGUGUAUUAUAAGUAAUAAUUCGUGUACUGUGUCACAUAUUGUUGGUUGGAAGCGUCUUGCGUUUUUCUGUAUAUAAAACGAGAAUUGAUUAUGUUUGUGAACGAAAUUGUGUUGUGUUGAAAAGAUUUUGGAGGUGUGAGUGACAAUGUGCGUGCGGUGAGAACGACGGCGGCGCCAUGUUGCGCGUCAUAGCUUGCGUGUUGCUCGCGGCGGCGGCCGGCGAGCACGUGCGAGAGUUCAGCGUGAGGGAAAACCUCGCGGCAGGCUCCCUCGUCGCACAUCUAGGCGACGAACUACCGGACGCAGCACCGCCGUACACUAUAGUCCCCGUUCCGGGCAGCGCCGUCAAUGACGACCUCAAAAUUGACCCGCACACAGGAGAAAUAAGAACCAGAAUACCUCUAGACAGAGAAAAUAGAGAUCAUUACGCGUUAGUCGCUAUUCCCGCGAGUGGCGACAAUAUCAGAGUAGUGGUUAGAGUCACCGACGAGAAUGAUAACGCUCCCGUGUUCCCCACUCCGGUCAUGAAUGUUGAAUUCUCGGAAAAUACCCCAAGGGAUGUAAAGAGGAAACUCAAUCCUGCCAAAGAUCAGGAUUUAGGUAUUUUUAAUACUCAAAAGUAUAAUAUUGUGUCUGGGAACACUGAUAAUGCUUUUAGGUUAUCAUCACAUAGAGAGAGAGAUGGGGUGUUGUAUCUUGAUCUACAAAUCAAUGGAUUCCUUGAUAAGGAAACGACUGAUCAUUACGAGUUAGUCAUAGAAGCGUUAGACGGUGGUACUCCUCCGUUAAGGGGUACCAUGACUGUAAAUAUUACUAUUUUAGAUGUAAAUGAUAACCCACCGAUAUUUGCUGAGAGUGCGUAUUCCGCGACAAUCCCAGAAAAUGCGACAGUAGGGACUACAGUACUGAAAGUAUUCGCUACUGAUGCUGACGCAGGAGAGAACGGUCUGAUAGAGUAUUCUAUAAAUAGACGGCAAAGCGAUAAAGAGAAGAUGUUCAAAAUUGAUCCAGAUACUGGAGAAAUAACUGUGAAUAAAGCUUUAGACUUCGAAACGAAGGAACUUCAUGAAUUAGUUGUCGUUGCCAGAGAUAAAGGUGCACAGCCUUUAGAAACGACAGCUUUCGUCUCAAUAAGAGUCACUGAUGUCAACGAUAACCAACCUACCAUAGACGUAAUAUUCUUAAGCGACGAUGCCACUCCUAAGAUAUCAGAAUCGGCUCAGCUAGACGAAUUCGUAGCCAGAAUAUCAGUUCACGAUCCAGAUUCUAAAACAGAAUACGCGAAUGUCAAUGUAACAUUGAGCGGAGGCGACGGGCAUUUCGAUUUGCGGACGCACGAUAACAUCAUUUACUUGGUAGUUGUCGCGUUACCUUUAGAUCGCGAAGCUAGAUCCUCGUAUACCCUGAACGUGGUGGCGACCGAUAAGGGUUCUCCGCCAUUGCACGCGUCGCGGAUCAUCAGUCUUCGGGUGACUGACGUGAACGAUAACACUCCGGUUUUCGCUGAAUCGGAAUACAAAGCGAGCGUUCAAGAAGCCGCGUUGCCUGGAACUCCAGUAGUUCAAGUAUCGGCUAGUGAUGCGGAUGAGGCUGAGAAUUCCGAGAUACGUUAUAGCCUGUUGCCGACUCCGCAAUCUGAUUGGUUUACGAUUGACGAGCGUUCUGGCCUGGUGACGACUCGGGCUAGAGUUGAUUGUGAGACGAAUCCGAUGCCGCGUUUGACGGUGGUGGCUAGGGACCGCGGCAGUCCUCCGCUCUCGUCUACUGCCACGUUGGUGGUGACAGUGCUUGACGUGAACGACAACGAGCCGAUCUUCGACCAGUCCUUCUACAAUGUCACCGUGUCGGAGAACGAAGCCGUCGGCAGCUGCAUUUUAAAGAUGUCGGCUAUCGACCCUGACUGCGGUGUCAACGCUAUCGUCAACUACACCCUGGGUGAUGCCACUCGCCAGUUCGCAGUCAAACCUGACUCUGGCGACCUUUGCAUCUCCGAACCUUUGGACUACGAGACCAAUAAGGAGUAUGAGUUCCCUGUGGUUGCUUCUGAUAGAGGGGGGCUGUCGACGACGGCCGUGGUGAAGAUCCAACUGGUCGAUAUAAAUGACAACGUCCCAACAUUCACUGUUAAAGACUACAACGUUUCUUUGAAAGAGGGACGGGUUUCUUCAACUGAACCUAUUGUUGCUGUGUCAGCGGUCGAUCCAGAUUCGGCAAGAUUCGGAACUGUCACGUAUAGGAUCGUCAGCGGAAAUGACAAUGAUGUGUUCAGAAUUGAUAGAGGCACAGGAGAAAUACUUGUUACUAAACCUUCUUUGAUACUAGCGAAUAGAAAAUUUGAUUUGGAGAUUUCGGCGACUGAUGGGGGAGGGCUGGCUGCUCCACAAACGGCGAUAGUACAUGUGAAUGUGAUGCCGCCGGGACUAGGGAGUGCGCUAUUUGAUAAGCCGAGAUAUAACUUUCACGUAAAAGAAGACGUCAGAAUUGGGACCAUCAUUGGAAACCUUAAAGCUACUGUAGGAGAUAGAGGUAAACCAGUACGCUACAGCAUCGUCUCCGGGGACCCUGGACAUCACUUCUCCAUAGAACCAGCGACCGGCGUCAUCAGGACCGCUGGCCAGCUGGACAGGGAAGCUGCACCCUCUUACUUGUUGAACGUGAAGGCGGCUGAUGGAAACCCGUCUGGGUUUGAUCAGACACAGGUUCAAAUAACUCUUGAAGAUGUGAACGACAACGCACCAGAAUUCGGCACGUCUUCAGUCCGGGUGUCCGUGGCAGAGUCAGCGGCUAUUGGUUCCGUGGUGUACGCCGCCAGGGCAACAGAUGAAGACUUCGGGAGGAAUGGACAGAUAUCCUACAAUCUGGUGUCGGCUACUGGACCGCCGAACACUUUUGCUGUGAAUAGUCAGCUAGGAUUGGUCACUUUGUUAAGGUCCUUGGAUUACGAAAACCUCGUCCGCCACACACUAGUGAUAUCAGCAAAAGAUGGCGGAUCUCCAUCCCUUUCUGCAAACCUUACGUUAUCUGUGGAUGUACAGGAUGUCAAUGACAAUCCUCCGAUUUUUGAACAUGAUUCCUAUACAGCUAACGUUUUGGAGUCUGAAGCUCUGAAUACUAAGAUCCUCGAAAUCCAGGCCAUCGAUAAGGACACAGGAAACAAUGCUCGUAUAACAUACCGCAUGGCAUCAGAUAACAGCACGAACAAUGAAGAAUACUUCAAUGUACAACCAACGACUGGCUGGGUGUAUUUAGUGAAACCUCUUGACAGAGAAACAGCAGCGAAACAUAAAAUAAGCAUUAUAGCUAGCGACAACGGUAUCCCACCCUUGUUUGCUAAAGCCAAUCUUAUAGUUAACGUUAUAGAUGCAAACGACAACGAGCCAGUGUUUUCGAAGGCAGCAUACGAAUUUAAAGUCGAAGAGAAUUUGAAGCCAGGAGCGUUUGUUGGGAAGAUAUCGGCGACAGACGAGGAUUUGGGUGAUAAUGCCGUGGUACGGUACAGUUUGUUCCCGUCGAACACUAGUUUCGUCAUCAACUCCAUUUCAGGUAUCAUAACAACAAGGGAGAUGCUAGACCGUGAAUAUAAAUCUUCUUAUUCAUUAUUCGCCGAAGCUAAAGAUCAAGGGAAUCUACCGAAAUCUAGUCGAGUACCAGUGGCGAUUAAAAUAACGGAUGUUAACGAUAAUUCACCAGAAAUAAUCGAUCCAAGGGAAGAUGUUGUUAGUGUAAGAGAAGAACAGCAGCCAGGUGCUGAAGUGGCGAGAGUCAAAGCAAUAGAUAGAGAUAAUGGCGUCAACUCCACUGUGACGUAUUCAAUUCUGAAUGACAGAGACACAGAUGGAUUCGGUGUAUUUGUUAUGGAUUCUAAAUCUGGAGUUAUACGAACUAGUACAGUUCUUGAUCACGAUGAAAAAUCGAUUUACUGUUUGACUGUUGUCGCUACUGAUGGAGGAAACCCACCAAGACAAACAGUAAGGCAGCUAAAAGUUGAAGUUUUAGACUUGAAUGAUAAUAGACCUACAUUUACCAGCUCGAGUUUAACGUUUAAAGUUAAAGAAGAUGCAAAAAUUGGGCAUGUUGUUGGUACUGUUGCAUGUUGUGAUAGUGACAUCCAGAAUAAUCUUAUAAAUGGAGAAGAGAAACAAAUAUCGUAUCUCCUAAUGCCGUUGACGGUAGACCACUCUCCAGGAACUUUUGAAAUAGACAGACGAUCUGGGUCACUGGUUAUUGCAAGACAACUGGACAGAGAAAUCCAAGAUGAAUACAGGCUAGAAGUUAGAGCUUUGGAUACAUCAGCAACUAACAACCCCCAGAGUAGUGCUGUAACAGUAAAAAUAGAAAUUUUGGAUGUCAACGACAAUGCCCCACAAUGGUAUCAAGAUCCUAUCAAUAUAGAAAUAUCAGAAAUUGCACCCAUUGGUAUGAUAGUAUACAAUUUUACAGCUAAGGAUAUGGAUGCUGGCUUGAAUGGAGAAUUAAAUUUCCAUAUCGUAAAAUCUCUUCCUUCGACAAAGGACGUUUUUAGUUUGGAUCCAUUGACCGGAUCUUUGACACUUACCUCAGCGCUUGAUUACGAAACGUUAAAAGAUUAUUUGUUGGUUAUUGAAGCAACGGACUUAGCUGCCAACAUAUCCGAAAGAAUGGUUACAUCUGCUACAGUACACAUAUCCGUAACGGAUGCGAAUGACAACAUUCCCACCUUUGUAUCAGCUAACCAGGUUUCUAUUUCCCUCAACACCUUAUCAGGAACACUUUACCAAGCGUUGGCAGUUGACGCAGAUUCCGGUGACAACGGAAGGAUAUCUUACUAUAUUUCAAGCGGGAACGAUCAUGCAUAUUUUUCUAUGGAAUAUGAUGUUGGGAAAUUGGUAUUAUCCCAAAAGUAUUCCUCAGACUUAGCUCGAGUAAGGCCUGGUACAUACAAGCUCAACUUGACUGCUUCUGAUCAUGGAGUACCAUUCCCGAGGCAAAGUCAUAUGACAUUAACUCUGAACUUGCAAGAGUCUACCAAUGUACCGCCUAGAUUUACAGAAACUUUCUAUAGAGCUAAUAUCAGCGAAGACAUAAGACCUGGAAGCUUUGUAACUAGAGUGGCUGCAAAAUCUUCAAGAGGCAAUAUAGGAAAUCUGACUUACACGAUACCAAUAGGAGUUGCCGAUAACAAGUUUACUAUAGACGAACGUCUCGGCACUGUUACUGUAAAAAGCAGAAUAGACAGAGAAGAAAGGGACCAUUACAAAUUUCCUGUUUACGUAACAGAUUCUAGUACUUUUCAAUCUACGACAAACUUUGAUGUUGCCACAGUUUCGAUUAGUGUUAUGGAUGUAAAUGACAACCCUCCAAGUUUCAAGGCAGGCUCUUGUUACCCUUUAGCCGUUCCUGAAAAUAACGGUCCGGAAAUUAUUCAUACCGUAGCUGCAACCGAUAAAGAUAUAGGUGCGAAUGGAGUUAUUACAUAUAGCAUCACAUCGGGCAAUAAUGGAAAUAAGUUUUCUAUCGACUCUACUACUGGAAAAUUGACUGCAAAAACAUUAGACAGAGAAACACAAUCGAAAUAUCAUUUGACAAUCACUGCUUUUGACCACGGAUCUCCUAUAGCAUUGCAAGGGUCUUGUAAUAUAACCGUUAUUGUAGAGGAUCAAAAUGAUAAUGAUCCUGUAUUCGACACUGGCCAUUAUUCAGCUGCAAUUCCCGAAGAUUCACCGAUUGACACCUCCGUAAUAAAAGUGAGAGCCUCAGACGCUGAUUUGGGAUUCAACAGGCGCAUCGUUUAUUCAUUAGCAAAUGAAAGUCAAGGGCUUUUUAGAAUUGAUAAUAAGACUGGAAUUAUUUUUACCACAGGGCAUUUUGAUCGUGAGAAAACGAACGUUUAUCAUUUCGAGGCUGUCGCUACGGACGAAGGACGGUACAUUGCGCGUUCUCAAAGAGUCUCUGUAGAAGUCACAAUAAAUGAUGUAAACGAUAACAAACCCAUAUUCACAAAGUACCCUUUCAAAGAACAAGUUGCCUCUUUAACACCACCUGGGCAAAGUCUCCUUCGUGUAUCAGCUACUGAUAAUGAUAUUGGCACCAAUGCAGAAAUAUUGUAUGAACUCUUAGAUACGUCUAAUCAUAAAUUCAGAAUAAGUCCUACAACAGGAGUACUAACUGCAAGUCAGAGCUUAGCUAGCGAGAAUGGAAAACUAAUACAUUUAAAAGUAAUAGCAAAAGAUAAAGGGAACCCACCACAGAGUUCAGUAGGACUAAUCGAGAUUCGAGUCGGAGAUUUUUCUGAGCAAACUACUUUGAAUUUCCAAAAUUCAACAUACAAUGUAACAAUUGAAGAAAAUAUGCCUUACGGAAAACAUGUGUUACACGUCACUGCAGUAAGGAGUGAUGGUCGGCGACAGAGAAUCAUUUAUGAAAUCGGCAGCGGAAACGACCAGUAUGCAUUCGAAAUCGACUCUAACACAGGAGUAAUAAGGGUCAAUGAUUCAGCGAACUUGGAUUACGAGUCUUAUCCAGGGCCUAAGCGGCAUCUCGUAGUAGUCGCUCGAACGGAGGGCUCGCCGGUCUUAUACGGUUAUUGUGAUGUAACAAUAAAUCUACUGGACCAAAACGACCACGCUCCCAGAUUUACGCAGCAACAAUAUAUUGCGAAUGUUUUAGAGGGGAACGCUAAAGGCGAAUUUGUCGUUCAACUCGCUGCAAAAGACGGCGACCGAGGCGUAAAUGCGAGAAUUCUAUACCAUAUAGUCGACGGGAACCACGACAACGCAUUCAUUAUCGAACCUGCUUUCUCGGGUUCGGUCAAGACGAACAUAGUGUUGGAUCGCGAGAUAAGAGAGACGUAUAAAUUGACGGUUAUCGCGACCGAUGAAGGGGAUCCUCAAAUGACCGGCACCGCUACUCUACGAAUCAAUGUCGUCGACGUAAACGACAACCAGCCGACAUUCCCACCGCCGAACCUCAUCUCUGUAUCGGAAGGAGCGGAAGUUGGGACUGUACUCACAUCUGUUACCGCAAACGACGUUGACACAUAUCCAGCUCUUAAAUACUCUAUAUCAGAAAAUGAAAAUAGAUUUUCUAUAGAUAGACAUAGCGGUAAGAUAGUGCUGAAUUCGCCUCUGGACUAUGAAACGCACAAUCUUUAUGAAGUAAACAUCACUGCUUCUGAUAGUGAACAUGUAGCGAAUACUACACUUACCAUCAAAGUGACGGAUAUAAAUGAUAAUUUUCCUGUGUUUGAAGAUGUAUCUUACAACAGGAUAUUACCCGAAGGCACCGGCUUAUUGGAAAUCGGCUCCGUUCACGCAAGCGACAUCGACAGCGGUGACAAUGGCAGAAUAUCCUAUUCCUUUCUCCAUCCAACGAAGAGUUACUCCAUCGACGCGGCGUCCGGAUCUAUUUUCGUAAACUACAGUGCAUUACCUGAAAACCAGAGGAAUGUUCAACUGGCCAUAAUCGCUACUGACCACGGGAAACCUAACAGAAGUGCCGUUACGUCUUUAAGGAUCAGCACUGGAGCUACUUCAGAAAUAAAACCUUUCAUCGGACAGGAUACUUACAGGAUAACAGUAAAUGAAGAUACUGAAAAGGGCUCGUCACUCCUUCAAAUUGGUGGCAUUAACGAUGUCCUCAAGAAGUACAACCUGGAUUUCCACAUCAUUAGUGGCAACGAAGCGGACAGUUUUGACGUCAACGCUGAUGGAGCGCUCAUUUUAAUUAACAAACUUGAUAGAGAAACUCAAGAUUCGUACAUUCUUGGCUUAGCAGCUGUAGAACAAGGAAAAGUAAUUUCACACAACCAAAACAAAACAUCUAUCACCGUGUUUGUCACUGUCGCCGAUUCAAAUGACAAUGCUCCUGUAUUCUUAACCAACGACUUAGAAUUAACUGUCAGCGAAGAUGUUAGUAUUGGACAUUCACUGGUUCAACUAUCUGCUACAGACGCUGAUUUGUAUGGAACACCUAACUCGGCUAUUGUUUAUAAUAUCACUUCUGGAGAUGACGAAAGACUAUUUUAUGUACAUCCUAUAAGUGGGUUACUAACAGUUAACAAGACACUUGAUUAUGAUAUUGGUAACACGGUGUAUAAACUCAUAAUCGUAGGUUGCGAUCAAGGAGCUCCAUCAUUAUGUAAUAUAGCAAAUGUAAAAGUUGAUAUUAUUGAUGAAAAUGAUAAUUCACCUACUUUCCCAGUCAACGAAUAUUUUGAAACCAUAGGAGAGAAUGAAAGAGUCGGAACCUCAGUCUUUAUAGCAAGAGCUACUGAUUUAGAUAAAGGGCGAUAUGGGAAACUUAAUUAUUCUAUCGUCUCAGCAUCUACAAAUUACAAUCGACAUGAUGAUUCAUGGAAAAUGUUUCAAAUUGACCCAAUAUCAGGACUGGUUAACACAAAUGUCGUAUUCGAUUACGAACAGAAAAAUAAAUACGAGUUUUCCAUCAAAGCUUCUGAUAUGGGUGGUAGAAGUUCUACUGUAAAGGUCAGAAUAGACAUAGAAAGCCGAGAUGAGUUUUAUCCUCAAUUUACACAAAAGACUUACAAUUUUGGUAUCCCAAAAUCAGGUCCCUUACGAGCAGGAUAUGUAAUUGGACAAGCAACAGCUACCGACAGAGACAAGGGUAUUGAUGGAAGAAUAGUAUACCAGUUGUCAACUUCACACUCAUUCUUCAAAAUCAAUCGAACAACAGGAGUAAUAUUUCUAAAAAAGAAAGUAGAAUCGGUAGCCAAUCUUUUUGGUGCAGAUAAAUCAAUAAGUCUUGUUGUUACUGCUACUUCUGGAAGACCGGGCUCACUUACUAACAAAACUGCAGUUGAAAUAUUACUUGAUCCUUUAGCAGUAAUAUCAGAUAUAAACCAAGUCAAUGAAGCAGCAGCUUCAAAUGGAGGUCUUUCAGACUGGGCACUAGGCUUGCUGAUUGCUUUUAUAUUCAUCAUAAUUAUAUUUGCAGCAGCAUUCUUGUUCUUACAUAUGAAAAAUAAACGACACAAGAAAGUUAAUAAACCAGGUUUAAAUUCCGAAGGAGUUGGUGCUACUAACAGUUAUGUGGAUCCAAGUGCCUUUGAUACCAUUCCAAUAAGGAACACAGGGCCUGGGAAUCAGUUUGCUCCUCCAAAAUACGAUGAGAUUCCUCCAUACGGACCACAUACAGCAAGUUCCAAUUCUGGAGCUGCUACUACUUCAGAACUAUCAGGUUCAGAUCAAUCUGGGUCCAGUGGUCGAGGCUCAGCAGAGGAUGGAGAAGAUGGGGAAGAUGAGGAAAUAAGAAUGAUAAAUGAAGGCCCUCUCAGAGAAUCUGGCAUGCAUAGACAAAAUAAUGGCGUAGACGAUGAUAAUUUAUCAGAUGUCUCAGUACAUAAUACUCAAGAAUAUUUAGCUAGACUUGGCAUAGUUGACACGGGAACUGGUGGAGGCGCAUCAACCUCAUCUAGAAGGUGUUCAGAAAACGUUGGAAAUAAAGACACAAUGCUUCAUCAUGGUCCUAUAGACUCGAUGCAUAUGUUUGAUGAAGAUGCUGGUCAUGAGAAUGAUAUUACUAAUCUAAUUUACGCAAAGUUAAAUGAAGUAACUGGAAGCGAAAGAGCAAGUAGUGCCGAUGAUACAAGUGCCGCUGUCGAUAGAGCUAUGGCCUUGGGAGCGUUUCCAAGUGCGCCAGGAGACGGCACUGCCGUUCCGACAGCCGGACCGUCCAUGACUGGAAGUCUUAGUUCUAUUGUACAUUCAGAAGAAGAAUUGACUGGUAGCUAUAAUUGGGACUAUUUAUUAGACUGGGGGCCACAAUAUCAACCCCUUGCUCAUGUAUUCUCUGAAAUAGCAAGACUGAAAGAUGAUGCUGUGUCUUUACAAAGCGGCAACAGUGGAGCUUCUAGUGCAAAAAGUAAAGGGACUUCAAUGUCAGGUGGUAAAAGUGUUCCUCCGCCAUUGUUGACAACAGUUGCACCUAGGAGUUGUCCAGCUCCAUCGCUGUCUUGUAGACAGCCGCAACACUUAUUACCUAGGUCUCCAAUUAGUCAUGAUGUUCCUGGUGGUUUUUCGGCUGCGGCAGCUAUGUCGCCCUCGUUUUCACCAUCGUUAUCGCCAUUGGCGACAAGAUCACCUUCAAUGUCGCCGCUGGUAGGCCCAGGGUUACCACCUGCGCCAGCGAGUCGGAAGCCACCACACGCCACUAUGCGAAUAUGAACAUAAAUGUAUUAUUUCUUAGGAUAUUGUACAUAUGUAUGCGAUGACUAUUUUGCCUAUAAGUAUUGAUAGUGCUAUUUAUUAUUUGUCGAUGUGAUCGGCGUAGUAAUUCUUAUUCUAAUUUUCAUUUUGUGCAUUGAAAUACUGAACUGCCUGAAAGUGCUCAAAGUGAUGUAUUAAGCGCUUAUUACCGAUUUUUACGGUAAUUGUACAUAUUAUUAGUCUUCAUUCGGGUUAUAACUUUAAUGUAAAUAAACUUAGCUAUUAUAAUUUAGUGCCUUGUAAAAUAUAAAAAUGAAGACUGCCAUGUUAUAUUUUUUAGAACAAACGAAACAGCUUUACUUUAAGCAAUAAGAAUAUUUUUAGACAAUGCAAUUCCAUUGUAAGCUUUAUUACGAAUCGAUGUAUUUUAAUAAAAAGCAGUCACAAAUUCUGCCUUUCGAAUAGUGCCUUUUGUAUGAUUUUUAUCAAGUGUAUAAAUCAUCUUAUUUAUAUAAUUUGUACUGUGAUUUUCGUGUAAGUAUCGAAAAUGUGUAGUUAUUUGUUCGAUAAUUUAAAAACACAUACUUAAAUAUUAUUAUAAUAAUCGAACUUUGUAAAUAUGUCCGUCCAUAUCAAUUGAGAAACGUCUG
Amyelois transitella is the source of this 10856-nucleotide messenger RNA. RefSeq names its product protein dachsous (gene ds). Lineage: Eukaryota; Metazoa; Arthropoda; Insecta; Lepidoptera; Pyralidae. The coding region runs from base 241 to 10224 and encodes 3327 amino acids. Gene Ontology annotation, cellular component: plasma membrane. Gene Ontology annotation, molecular function: calcium ion binding. Gene Ontology annotation, biological process: homophilic cell-cell adhesion. The record is from RefSeq and is a predicted model, not a curated record. The transcript is spliced from 16 exons.